Molecule: messenger RNA, 732 nt
Organism: Histoplasma mississippiense
Lineage: Eukaryota; Fungi; Ascomycota; Eurotiomycetes; Onygenales; Ajellomycetaceae
Exons: 1
Coding region: 1-732 (243 amino acids)
Molecular function (GO): nucleic acid binding
Source: RefSeq, a predicted model, not a curated record
AUGGCAUACGACGAUGAUGAAUACUUCGUCUCUCUCGAAGGCCAGCGAGUCUUUGGAGCCGGUAUCAAGAGGAAACGAGUCCAUUUCAUCCCCUCUAGCGAAACAUCUGCCAGUGCUAUAUCCUCCUCACCACAAGAGACAUCCAGUUUCAGCACACCAAAUACUUUUUCGAUCGGCGACAGGUACCUAUCAAUCGUCCUUCCUUCCUCAUCGGACGCUGGGAAGUCGAAACUUCACCAAACAACCUCAACCACCACAUCCAUAUCCACCACACCAACCUGCGAAAUUUGUGACCUACCACUUCCACCGUUCCCUUCUCCGUUUCUAGAUUCCUCUUCCUCCUCUAGCCAGAUGGCAAAAUAUACCUCGAAUCCCCAUGAGGCCACGCUUGCGCACCAAGUUUGCCUCCCACACUCUCACCCGCCUUCCGCCAUCGACCGCACACGAACCGGCUUCAAGUAUCUUUCAGCACAAGGCUGGGAUCCAGAUUCGCGUCUGGGCCUAGGCCCUCAGGGCCACGGUAUCGCGGUGCCACUGAAACCUAGGGUAAAGCACGAUACACUUGGCCUAGGCGUUAAGCAACCAGAGAAGGCGAAGCAGGCGAAGACAAGGGUGGAGAAGCUGAAUGCAAAGCAGGUGAGGAAGAUGGAGGUGGAGGGGAAAAAGAAGGGAGAAAAAUUGAGGGAGGUGUUUUAUGCGAGCUACGAUAUUGAGAAGUAUUUAGGGAGUUAA